AGCCGGCCCAUAUGAAUUUUUUUUUUUUUGCAAUAUUCCUUCUGUUUUGGUUUGGAGUUUUAAAUAAUUAAUUGGUCCAGUUGCCAAAUAAUGAAUGUUAGAUUGAAAAAAAUUACUCUUUCAAAAAAUUUAUAUACAAUCUUUUGUUGGAAUGUUAUGGUUGUGAUAUAUUUAUAAUUAAUAAUAAUUUUGAUGAGAUUUUUAUUUUGAAGUGAUAUGCAGUCACGUUAUUUUGUAUAUAAAUUUUAUUUGUACAGCAUUAUUCAUUUAGACUUAGUACAUUUUAAAUUAAUUACAUUAUAAUUAAUGAUAAUUAUAUUUUUAAAAUAAAAUUAAUAAUGUGUAAUAUAACAUGCUUACAAAUUUUAUUUCUGCUAAUACCCUUGGACAAAACCUACUUUACUGAAAUUGUAUGUUAGUUUAGAACACUUUUCUUAUUGACAUUUAAAUAUAUACAAAGAGAUUACACAUAAUUUUGACUUAUGCUACACUAUAGAUUUUAUUUACAAUAAAUUACAUUUUUUUAUUUUAUAGUGUCAUAUGGAAAAAUCACAAAUCAAAUCAUUCACAGCUAUGCCGUUGUGCCGUGAAGAAGUUUUUCUAUUGAAGAGGAAGAAACCUUGGAACCAUCAAAACUAGACAAGACAAACAGAAAUAAUCUAGAUCUAGCUAUUGACGGAAUACACUAUGCUCAUGAGUAUGACAUUAAUUAAACUAAUAACCCCCCAAGGCAAAGCUGAAUAAUUUGCUACCACUACUAUUUGAAGGAAACUAAUUAACCAAAAUCAAAGCAAAGCAAAAGCAAUGAGCAUGAUAGAGGUUGAGAUCAUUUCCCGUGAAACCAUCAAACCUUCUUCUCCAACUCCUCCUCACUUGAGAACCUACAAGCUCUCUCUUCUGGAUCAGUUUGCUCCGCCAAACCAUGCCCCGAUAACCCUCUUCUAUCCUAUGCUCGACAAUGACAAUAAUGAUCGUGUUGGUGUUCGUGUUUGUGUCAUCUCUCAAUUGUUGAAGAAGUCCUUGUCACAAGUCUUAACCCGCUAUUACCCGCUUGCGGGGAGGAUCAAAGACGCUCUCACCAUUGAUUGCAACGACGAUGGAGUUUUCUAUGCGGAGGCCAGAGUCAAAUGUAAUUUAUCCGACUUUCUCACCCAACCUCAUUGCCCAUCCAUUGGUCAAUUGCUUCCCCGUGAGCCCAUUUGGAGUCCAAAUGGACCAACUUCAGGGUUCCAUGUAAUCAUGUUCCAAGUAAACAUAUUCGACUGCGGUGGAUUCGCCAUUGGCGCGUUCUUCUCACACUUGGCCACCGAUGGAACAGCCAUGAGCAACUUUUUCAAGAGCUGGGCUGCCAUUGCUCGCGGGUCUUUUGAAUCAGUACCAUGUCCAAGUUACAUUGCACCAUUACUUUUCCUUCAAAAUGAAUCUGUGACACAAGAAUUGACCCUCAUGGCCAUGUUAAGCCGCUUUGUCAGGAAGGGCAAUUGUGUUACAAAGAGGUUCACAUUUGAUGCCUCUGCUCUGGCCACACUCAAGGCCAAAGCAUCCACAAGUCGUGUUCAAGCCGUGUCAUCUCUUUUCUGGAAAUGUUUCAUGGCUGCUUCUAAAGCGAAAACUGGUGCCUACAAGCCAUCUUUCAUGACCCAAGCAGUGAACAUGCGCAAGAGAGCUCUGCCACCCUUUCCAGAGUCUUGCAUGGGAAAUUUUCUAUGGUUGGCGGUCGCAGAAUGCAAAGACGAGACUGAAACGGAGUUGGAUCGAUUGGUGGGUCACGUGAAGGAAGCGAUAGCCGAAGUUGAUGCUGAAUUGGUGAAAGAACUACAGGGUGAAGAAGGGUUUGUCAAUUAUUGUGAGACUGUGAAGGGGAUGAGCAAAACACUUGGAAAGGAAGCUGAUUGUUUGGCUAUAACCAGUUUGGUGAAUUUUGGGCUUUAUGAAGUUGAUUUUGGAUGGGGAAAGCCUAUGUGGAUAUCUCCAGUUGGAUUGGAGGAAUCAAGACCAGUGUUCUUAAAUAUAGUAAUUCUGGUUGAAACCAAAAGUGGAGAUGGAAUAGAAGCAUGGGCCUUUUUGGAUGAGCAAGUGAUGGACAUACUCCAAUCUGAUACAGAGCUCCUAAGUUAUGCUACAAUUGAUCCAAGUCCUCUUAGCCGUGUGUUAGCAAAAAUGUAGUUUUGGUCAAAUUGACAGAGAAACUAAGGCUCUGUUUGGUUAAGCUUUCCAAACUCAAUUCCACCCCUUGGUUUGAGCCAUGUGUUUGGUUACAGUUUUCAAAAAUUGAUUUCACACCCAUAUGUGAAAACACAUCUACCCGGUCAUCCUCCCAGACAUCUGGCCGGUUGAUAAGAACAGUGUUCGUGUUUUUUU
This is a messenger RNA of Camellia sinensis, 2361 nucleotides long. Its product is annotated as epi-neemfruitin B 7-O-acetyltransferse L7AT. Lineage: Eukaryota; Viridiplantae; Streptophyta; Magnoliopsida; Ericales; Theaceae. The record is from RefSeq and is a predicted model, not a curated record.